AUGCGGCCCCCCAAAAUCCAGCGGGUCACGCUGCUAAUGACCGCCGUAUCCUUUGUGCUGAUUGGCUGUGGAACCUGUCAAUCAAACUCAUCCAAUGGCUUCCAUCUCUCCGAUGACCUGACAGCCGUCCAUAGCUCAGGUCACGAAUCUCUGAUGAUGCCCUCGGGGUCAAAGCACGUGACCCCUGACCCCAGAGCUGUCCGGCCGCUGUCGCUGCCCCCGGCGUGUCUGAGGAGGACCUACAUCGAGGGCUUGUUCAAAUACGUCAACACAGUUCUAUCCAGCCUCAUCUUUGUGGUGGGGAUGGUGGGAAACGCCACGCUGCUGAGGAUCAUCUACCUCAACAAGACCAUGAGGAACGGCCCGAACGCUCUGAUCGCCAGCCUGGCGCUGGGAGACCUCAUCUACAUCGCCAUCGACAUCCCCAUCAAUGUCUAUAAGCUGCUGGCGAUGCGGUGGCCCUUCGAUGACAGUGUGUUUGGUCUGUUCCUGUGCAAACUGAUGCCGUUUCUACAGAAAGCAUCAGUCGGAAUAACAGUUCUCAAUCUGUGUGCACUCAGUGUGGACAGGUAUCGUGCGGUAGUGUCGUGGAGUCGUGUUCAGGGUGUGGGGAUCCCUGUGUCCACGGCUGUAGAGAUCGUGUGUAUCUGGCUGCUGGCUGUAGUUUUGGCCGUUCCUGAGGCCAUCGGCUUCACAAUGGUCAGUUUCGACUACAACAACGUCACCAUCCGCACCUGCAUGCUGAAACCAGAGACGCCUUUCAUCACGCUCUACAGGGACGUGAAGGUCUGGUGGUUGUUUGGCUUUUAUUUCUGCGUGCCGCUGGUUUGUACGGUCGUCUUCUACACGCUCAUGACCUGUGAGAUGCUCAGCAACAGGAAGGGCAGCCUGAAGUUUUCCCUGAGCGAACACCUCAAACAGGUGAAGAACCGAACACUGAACGCUGAAAUGAACCAUUUCUUGCUGGUGUUCGAUUACCUGAGUAUAAAUCUGGCCACCAUCAACUCCUGCAUCAAUCCCAUAAUCCUCUACUUCGUCAGCAAGAAGUUCAAGAACUGCUUCAGGUCGUGUUUGUGUUGCUGGUGUUAUCCGGCCGGCUCGCUCUUGAGCAGCGUCGUGCCCCUGAAUGGGACCAGCUUCCAGUACAAGAGCCCUGAUCAGAACGGCUUAUCAGACCGGACCGCGCUGCGCAAGGACAGCUACAACUGACCUCAAUCACACACACACAC
Molecule: messenger RNA, 1229 nt
Organism: Sinocyclocheilus anshuiensis
Lineage: Eukaryota; Metazoa; Chordata; Actinopteri; Cypriniformes; Cyprinidae
Product: endothelin-1 receptor-like
Exons: 6
Coding region: 1-1209 (402 amino acids)
Biological process (GO): regulation of blood pressure; vasoconstriction; endothelin receptor signaling pathway
Cellular component (GO): plasma membrane
Molecular function (GO): endothelin receptor activity
Source: RefSeq, a predicted model, not a curated record